AUGUUCGAAAAAAUCCUUGUGGUCGGAUUAACAUGCGUUGAUGUUGUCAACUAUAUGGACAAAUUUCCAUCUGAAGAUAGCGAUAAUCGAGUUACUAAGCAAAUUUGGUCACUUGGCGGAAAUGCGGCGAAUAAUGUGACCGUUCUGAAUCAGUUGAACUCGCAUACUGUUUUAUUCUCUGCUUUGCCAACGAAUAAUCCACUUGUUGAGGGUUUACUGCAAAAGAACUCGAUCCGUUGUGAGCGAUGUAUUCUUCGAAAUCAGAGCGAUGUUCCUCUAUCCACUAUAAUCGUCAAUGAAACGUCCGGCACUCGCACAGUACUCCAUUACAGGGGACACAUGGACGAACUAAGCUGUGAUGAAUUCAAAAAGACAUUUCCGGAUAUCUUUGAAUUCUCAUGGAUCCAUUUCGAAGGACGUAAUUUUGACGAGGUUUUAAAAAUGAUUGAAUAUGUCCGUGCUCAACGAGGUGAUGAUCAUUUGUUACCGCGCAUUUCAGUUGAAUGUGAAAAACUGCGACCAUACGUAACAAUGGAACGUGCGAUCCCACUCGUCAAUGUCGUAUUUGUUUCGAAAGAUUUUGCAAGAUGCAAAGGCUUCACGAAUAAGGAAUGUGCUGUUGAUGGUAUUCGAAAAUUGUUCGGUGUAUCUGAAUCAACGAUUGUUUGUCCGUGGGCCGAAAAGGGUGCUGCCGGACGUGCGAGUGAAUCAAGUGAGCUGAUAAGUAUUGAUGCAUUCAAAUCAAGUUCGCCUGUGAUUGAUACUUUAGGUGCCGGUGAUUGUUUUAUAGCGUGUUGCAUUCAUUACCUGAAUGAAGGUCGAGACCUUGAAACAGCUCUCAAAAAUGCGUCUCGUCAUACUGGUAAAAAGGUCACAAAACGAGGAUUGCUUGAACUAGAUUUAUCAUAA
Molecule: messenger RNA, 909 nt
Organism: Anisakis simplex (herring worm)
Lineage: Eukaryota; Metazoa; Nematoda; Chromadorea; Rhabditida; Anisakidae
Source: the annotation of a GenBank genome assembly